ACUGGACUCGGAGGCUAGAGGUAGUGCGCCGGGGCCAGGGCGGCACGGUGGCCCGGCGCCCCUCCUCCGAGUGCUCCUCCGGAAUGAGGCUUCGGCGCCCGCGCGGGACGACCCGGUUCCUCCUCCGCGCGAAUCCUAGGAGAGGCCGGAGCCGCCGCGAUGCCGGGGAAGCUGAAGGUGAAAAUCGUGGCCGGUCGCCAUUUGCCGGUGAUGGACCGCGCCAGCGACCUGACGGAUGCCUUCGUGGAGGUAAAAUUUGGUAAUACAACCUUUAAGACAGAUGUGUACCUCAAGUCACUCAAUCCUCAGUGGAACUCGGAGUGGUUUAAAUUUGAGGUGGAUGAUGAAGAUUUACAAGAUGAACCUCUGCAGAUCACAGUUCUUGACCACGAUACUUACAGUGCAAACGAUGCUAUUGGCAAGGUGUACAUUGACAUCGAUCCUUUGCUCUAUAGUGAAGCUGCGACCGUCAUCUCAGGGUGGUUCCCAAUUUAUGACACCAUCCAUGGUAUCCGUGGAGAAAUCAAUGUGGUUGUCAAAGUAGACCUCUUCAAUGAUUUAAACAGAUUUAGACAGUCAUCAUGUGGAGUCAAAUUCUUUUGCACAACAUCUAUUCCAAAGUGCUACAGAGCUGUGGUGAUCCAUGGAUUUGUAGAAGAACUUGUGGUCAAUGAAGACCCUGAAUAUCAAUGGAUUGAUCGUAUUCGCACACCAAGGGCAUCAAAUGAGGCCAGACAGAGACUUAUUUCUUUAAUGUCAGGUGAAUUACAGAGAAAGAUUGGCUUGAAAGUACUUGAGAUGAGAGGAAAUGCAGUUGUUGGGUACUUGCAGUGUUUUGAUCUGGAAGGCGAGUCUGGAUUAGUGGUACGAGCCAUAGGAACAGCGUGUACUCUGGAUAAAUUAAGUAGCCCAGCAGCAUUCCUUCCUGCAUGUAAUUCCCCAUCCAAAGAAAUGAAGGAGAUUCCCUUCAAUGAAGAUCCCAAUCCCAAUCCUCACUCAUCAGGACCCUCAACCCCUCUGAAAAACCAAACUUAUUCCUUUUCACCUUCCAAGUCCUACAGUCGACAGUCCUCUUCUUCUGACACAGACUUGAGUUUGACACCCAAGACUGCACCUUACCCACAGGGGCCUGGGAUCUACCUGUGCCCCAGCUCCACCCCCCUCUCUUGUGGUUCCCUUCACCUUAAGUCCCGCCUCCUCUCGGAAUCUAGCCUUACCCCUCAUCACUCUAGCCUUGUCAGCCCCGUUCUGAGGAAAAGUGUUUCUUUCAGUGAAGAGCUGUUCCUGGCUGCUUCUGGAAUGGGCAGUGGUAGUGCUGGAAAAGAAGGGGGGCCCUUUAAAGCGCUUCUGCGACAACAGACGCAGUCGGCGUUGGAACAGCGGGGAGGAUCGCCUCAUAGGUUCUGUAGAAGGCGGGAAUUCCCCUUCCUCACCUUGACGGCCUUUCCUCCUGGACUCCUCGUGCAUGUCGGUGGUGUGGUUAGUGCACGCUCUGUGAAGCUUUUAGAUCGGAUCCACAAUCCUGCCUUUGUCGGAAUUAUGGGUAACACAAGAUCUUACAAACUGCUAGACUGGAAUAGUUUCAAUUCAGAUGAACCAGAAACUCGAGAUGCAUGGUGGGCAGAAAUCAGACAAGAGAUAAAGUCACAUGCUAAAGCCUUAGGCUGCCAUGCUGUAGUGGGCUACAGCGAGUCAACUAGCAUCUGUGAAGAAGUCUGUAUUUUAUCGGCAUCUGGCACGGCAGCUGUACUGAACCCACGGUUUCUGCAGGAAGGCACUGUGGAGGGCUCUUUGGAUCAGAGGAUUGAAGAAAAUUUGCCUGUGGGCUGUGGAUUCUGCCAUAUACCGUAUGAUGAACUAAACAUGCCGUUUCCAGCUCAUCUCACAUAUUGUUACAACUGUAGGAAACAAAAAGUCCCUGAUGUUCUCUUUACAACAAUAGACCUGCCCACUGAUGCAGUCGUUGUUGGAAAAGGUUGUCUUAUUCAGGCAAGGUUGUGUCGCUUAAAAAAGAAAGCCCAGGCAGAAGCCAAUGCUACAGCUAUCAGUAAUCUCCUGCCAUUUAUGGAGUAUGAAGUCCACACUCAGUUGAUGAACAAGCUUAAACUCAAAGGAAUGAAUGCUUUGUUUGGACUAAGAAUUCAGAUCACAGUGGGUGAAAACAUGUUGAUGGGCUUAGCGUCGGCCACAGGGGUCUACUUAGCAGCUUUACCAACACCCGGUGGUAUCCAGAUUGCUGGGAAGACCCCUAAUGACGGCUCCUAUGAGCAGCACAUCUCCCACAUGCAGAAGAAAAUAAAUGACACGAUUGCCAGAAACAAAGAACUGUAUGAAAUCAAUCCUCCGGAGGUACCUGAAGAGAUUCUAGGGUCACCCAUCCCAGAACCUAGACAGCGCUCAAGACUUUUAAGAUCGCAGUCAGAAAGUUCUGAUGAAGUUACAGAAUUAGACCUUUCACAUGGGAAAAAAGAUGCAUUUGUUUUAGAGGUAAGACUGCAUUGGAAUAAUGUCCUAAGAGUUAAAAUGCGACAGAACGAGGGACUACAUCGGACGGAGAAGCGGUCUAGUGUGGAACUCCAAAAGAAUGAGGCAACAGGUAACGACAGAGAAAUCCGGGUGAAGCGUGCAAUGAUCUUCGCAGGAACAUUUAACAGCCCCUGUCUGAAAAUAUCAGAGGAACAAGGGCUUCAUGCGUCUCGUCGAGCACCAAUUAACCAGUCGGAGGAAGCGACCAGAUAUCCUCAUACAGUUGAGCGGUUCUACAGGCGCGAGCCUAUGAGUCGGAUGUUUAUAGAUCUCGGCUUCUACCUCCUCUCAUCUUUCAUGGAAGCACGAGAGGUCAAGAUUAAUAGCAGCAGCGGUGUGCUGGUCCUUCUCUUAACCCUGGAAACUUGUGGAGUGCAGAAGCAGCUGAAUAAAUCUCUGAGCGAAGUUCACAGGACAGCCAAGGCGCCCUACUACAGCGGACACAACUCGUUUGCUAACAUGAUCAUGCUGUGCUAUGUAGAUCUGGCUGAUCUGGCUAAUGCUGUUCGUAUUGUCUUACUAGAACACCUGGAGAGUGCGAGUUCUAACUCAGGUACACCAGCUGCACAGAGAGCAACGUCAGUUGAUUACAGUUCCUUUGCAGACAGAUGCAGCAGCUGGAUAGAGCUCAUUAAACUGAAAGCUCAGACCAUAAGGCGCGGAUCAAUUAAGACAACUGUGACGGUUGAGAAAGCAAGUCCCAUGGGUGAUGGAAAUUUCCGGAAUCGCUCUGCUCCACCUUGUGCAAGUUCCACAGUCGGGGUUGUUAAGAUGACACCUCUUUCUUUCAUUCCUGGAGCAAAGAUAACAAAAUAUCUCGGCAUCAUUAACAUGUUUUUUAUUAGAGAAACUACUUCUCUCCGUGAGGAAGGAGGAGUCAGUGGUUUCCUCCAUGCUUUCAUUGCUGAAGUGUUUGCCAUGGUAAGAGCUCACGUUGCUGCACUGGGAGGGAAUGCUGUUGUUUCCUACAUUAUGAAGCAGUGUGUCUUCAUGGAGAAUCCCAGUAAGAACCAGGCGCAGUGUCUCAUCAACGUCAGUGGUGAUGCGGUGGUUUUUGUUCGUGAAUCUGACUUAGAGGUCAUGUCAACUCAGCAGCCAGCUGUCAACUGCCAGCCGUCCUGUACUGGAGAAGUUACAACCUGAAGACAAAAGGAGCUCAGCUGACUGAAAUUCAUCUGUCUCCAUUGUUUGUCGUCAUCUUCACAGACCAAAAACCUCAGCCUGGGGUAGAUGACUAAGGAGGAAUGAGUAUGAGUUGGUUUGGUUUGUGUGGACGUCAUGGAGACUUAAGAAUUUCUGAUCUUGACACUUCAUUUGCCCUGUUUACACAGAUAGACCCCAUGGAAUCUAGCACCUUCAGUUAUGGGAGUUAUUUGUAAUUUAUGUUGAUUUUAAUAAAUUAUAAUUAAAAAUGAAAUGAGAAGAUUGUUAAGAGGCUGCGAUAAGUAGCUUCUGUAACUUAGAAAACUAAGCAGGAAUCCAGAUUGCUAAUGAGUCCAUAGUUGAUUUGAGAAAUGGAGGAAACUACUGUGUAUUUUCAGAAAAUUGCUCUGUGGGUUUCUCAGUACCUUUUGCUUGAAAUGAGGAAUUUGUUAGCUGGACAGGUAAUGUACUUCAGCCAUAUUUUAAAAGGAAACUUCUACAGAGUGCAUCUGCAGUCUUGUCUGAUGCUCGAAGGAGCUUCCUGGGGAAGCUUCCAUAUCAAGGAGUGGGGAGACACCUCUCAUGACUGGGUGUCCACAUCAAGGAGUAGGGAGACACCUCAUGACUGGGUGUCCACAUCAAGGA
Molecule: messenger RNA, 4314 nt
Organism: Peromyscus leucopus (white-footed mouse)
Lineage: Eukaryota; Metazoa; Chordata; Mammalia; Rodentia; Cricetidae
Gene: C2cd5
Product: C2 calcium dependent domain containing 5
Exons: 30
Coding region: 160-3669 (1169 amino acids)
Biological process (GO): protein localization to plasma membrane; intracellular protein transmembrane transport; positive regulation of protein targeting to membrane
Cellular component (GO): plasma membrane
Molecular function (GO): calcium-dependent phospholipid binding; calcium ion binding
Source: RefSeq, a predicted model, not a curated record